UGCGGACAUUGCCCUGGGCGUCUUGGUGGUGGCGAGUGACUCUCGCAGCGGUUGUCAGCGGCUUGACGUCCCCAGACGCUGUGCGGUGCGCCGGUAUACCCCAGGAAUUAGGUAGCCUGCAUACCUUGCAUUUCUGCACUGAUCCCCGUCUGUGGACCUCGGUGCCCCCUCCUUGCUUCCCUCGUGGUUUUCCUCUCUUUGGACCCGCACGUUUCAGAAAUCCAGCGUGGGACGAUGGUGUGCAUUCCUUGUAUCGUCAUUCCAGUGCUGCUCUGGAUCUUCAAAAAGUUCCUGGAGCCAUACAUAUACCCCGUGGUCAGUCGCAUAUGGCCGAGAAAAGCUGUACAGCAAUUGGACAAUAAGAAUACGGGCAAGGUAGACUGCAAGGGUGCAGAUACAAAUGGAUUCUCCACAAAAGGACCAACAGAGGUCUCCGAUAAAAAGAAAGACUAGUGUGGUUCUCUUGAAGGCCCUGGGCUGUUUCCAAAUGGACCUGAUAACAUGAAGCACCUUCUCUGUCUCUGACCUUUUUUCUCUGAGACCAGGAUUCUAGAUAAAUAGUUUAGCUUCUGCCUGAUACUAAUCAGGGAGUACAGGUAUUUAUAUUUAAAAUUCCAGUAGUUAUAUUUAAUGAGCAUACCUACGUUCCCUUUUCAUUAAAGUAGCUUUCAUUUCUAUUAUUCCGUUUUACUGAUAGGAACAAAUAGGAGGUCUGUGUGAGCAGACACUCAGAGCCCAGUCCUUAGGCCUUUGCCUUCUUUCUCAUGAGUUUGCCGUUUUCACUUCCCGUGGGUUCUUGUACCUUGAGUGGGAGGAGUCUUAGCGUGACACAGGGCGGUCCGUGGUGGGAUGCGAUGUGAUUACUGAUCACUACCAAGCGCAGUGGCCAGCAGAUGGCCGAGAAUAGUCACUGCUCCGAGGAAGCUGGGAAAGGUCUAACAUCAACAUCAUCGUCAGUCACACAACUUCUAAUUCUCUGUACUUCUAGUCCUGACAAUGUAUUAAACACCCAUUUAACUUGUG
This is a messenger RNA of Rattus norvegicus (Norway rat), 1023 nucleotides long. RefSeq names its product similar to human chromosome 18 open reading frame 32 (gene C18h18orf32). Gene Ontology annotation, cellular component: lipid droplet; endoplasmic reticulum. NCBI's taxonomy places the organism in Eukaryota, Metazoa, Chordata, Mammalia, Rodentia, Muridae. The record is from RefSeq and is a predicted model, not a curated record.